GCCCAGGGAGGCGGGCGCGCUUUGGAGAGGCGGCCAGUCCACGCACACGCAACACACAACACACACACACACACACACACAAGGCCCUUCCUUGCCAGAGGAGGAGGAGAUGGAGGCGAGACGGGGAUUCGUGGUGCCUUAAACCCGAGCGGGGAGUUGCAGGCGGCGAGAAGGUGGGAGCCAAGGUUGGUCCCACGAAAGGAAGAAAAUCCCUGCGUGUUCGUGCCUUGCUCCGUGGAAGGAUCCCAAGCCGGAGCCAAGGAGGAACGCAUCGCGGAACCAGAGGAAACCAGGAACCUGAACCCACUUGGGAUCCCUUCCUUUCCACGCCACCCACGCGAGAUGCCUUCCCCACGAGAGUCAGCAAUGCCUCUCUCGGUGUUGGUCAACCUGCUGCUGCUUCUCCCCAGUGUUGGUUCCUCCAAGAUUUGCUUCCCAGGAUGUCACUGCGAGGUGGAGAGCUUUGGUCUCUUUGACAGCUUCAGCCUGACCAAGGUGGACUGCAGCGGCCUUGGCGCGCAUAUUGUGCCUGUCCCCAUCCCACUGGAUACAACCUACUUGGAUCUAUCGUCGAACCAUCUCGAAUCUCUCAACGAGUCCAUGCUGACCGGACCUGGAUACACCACGCUGGUGAGCCUGGAUUUGAGCUACAACACCAUCUCAAAGAUCGUUUCCACCACCUUCUCAAGACUCAGGUACCUGGAAUCUUUGGACCUGAGUCACAACUCUUUGGUUGCCCUUCCAGAAGACUGCUUUUCCAGGUCACCCUUGGGAGAGAUUGACCUGAGCAACAACCUCAUCCUGGAAAUCUCCAUGGACGUAUUCACCUCGAAAGGUCAACGGAAACCGAUUAAUGUCGACCUCUCCAACAACUUGAUAAGCCUGGUUCUGAGGCACCAAGACAAAGCCAUCCCCAAUAUUCAGAGCUUAAACCUGUCUGGGAAUAGGUUGAGGAACAUCCCGGUUCUUCAAGGGAUUCCUCUCCGGUACCUAAACCUUGAUGGAAACCCGAUCUCCGCCAUUGGGAAAGGGGCAUUCUCUGGAUUGAAGGAUUUAAUCCACUUGUCACUCAGCGGUAUUUAUGACCUUUCGGCGAUAUCGCCGUACGCUUUCAAAGACCUCCCUGCUCUUCAAGUGUUGGAUUUAUCCAACAAUCCCAGUAUCCGUUCAUUGGAUGCCGAAGUCUUCUACAGCCUGGGUUCCUUGCAGGAGCUCAACCUGUCGGGUACAGGGGUGGCCACGUCUUUGUCGAAAAGCAUGCUGAAAUACCUGCCGUCCAUCAAAAGCGUCACUUUGGGCAAGAACGUCAAGUGCCUAAAGACAAUCCGGGAAGGGCAAUACCACAGACAGGUUGGGUUGACCAAGAAGGAGACCCUCAGCUGCCAUGACAGCCAUGGGUCGUUGGCACCCUACGUUUUGUGACGUGGGCUGAACCGCCUGUACAGAUUUCCAGACUCUCAAAGCAAAACACCACAUGUGCCUUGUGUAAAAUAUUUUAAUUUAUAUAUUUUGUAUAUUUCAAAAUUUGAUUACAAUGAUUAAUGGAAA
Messenger RNA from Anolis carolinensis (green anole), 1548 nucleotides. It is a transcript of the gene tsku, whose product is annotated as tsukushi, small leucine rich proteoglycan. The transcript has 2 exons. Gene Ontology annotation, cellular component: extracellular matrix. Gene Ontology annotation, molecular function: protein binding. The record is from RefSeq and is a predicted model, not a curated record. NCBI's taxonomy places the organism in Eukaryota, Metazoa, Chordata, Lepidosauria, Squamata, Anolidae. The coding region runs from base 343 to 1422 and encodes 359 amino acids.